CGUGACUAGAAUCAGACGAGGGUCAAAGUUGACCAAGAUGGUUGUGAAAAGUGAGGAAGAAGUUAUCCAAAACUCUAUGACAGAAGAUGACCCGAAUUCAAAUUCGGAGGCAUCCUCGAGUGCACAACCAAGAUGGGGCCCACAGCAUGCAGGUGCAAAGGAGUUGGCUUCACAUUACUCAAAAGGAAAAAGGGUACAAGAAACUUUAUGUCUUAUUGUGAGUAUUGCAUUGAUGGCCUUUAACCUGAGUGCCCUUGUGCUUCACUUCAAAGCAGAAAAUUGGUACAUUGUCCUGAUCUGCUCAUUGUUAGGAAUAGUGGUGGCCGACUUCUUUAGUGGACUGGUUCACUGGGGAGCAGAUACCUGGGGGUCUAUAGAAAUUCCAGUUAUUGGCAAGGCCUUUAUACGUCCUUUUAGGGAGCACCAUAUAGACCCCACCUCCAUUACUAGACAUGAUUUUAUAGAAACCAAUGGUGAUAAUUUUGCUGUCGUAGUCCCUUUUCUGGGUCACAUGGCCUACAAGUUCAUCACGCUGUCUCCAGAGGAAAUUGACAAGACAUACAACUGGGAGUGUUUUGUAUUUUUACUGGCCAUCUUUGUCAGUCUGACUAACCAGUUUCACAAGUGGUCACACACAUAUUUUGGAUUACCAAAAUGGAUAACUUUUCUACAAGACAUGCACAUUAUCCUACCAAAAAAGCACCACCGCAUUCACCACGUGGCUCCCCAUGAGACCUAUUUCUGUAUCACCACUGGCUGGCUCAAUUAUCCACUAGAAAAAAUCGGCUUCUGGACAUUUCUGGAAGACAUGAUUGAAAGAUCAACUGGGAAUAAGCCAAGAGCAGAUGAUUUUAAGUGGGCUCAGAAAUGUCAAUGAUAAUAGUUUAGUAGUACAUGAAAUAUAUUUUUUGAAUUUCCAUGGCCAUUAAUUAAGGGGAGACAAUACACGUUAUCAACCCGUGUUUGGUGUACCUGUGUCAAAGAACCAAUUGUUUUUUUUUUUGUUUUGUUUUGUUUUUUUUUUAGGAAAAUCAGUAAAAUUUGGUAAUGUCUAGGUUUUUUUUUAAGAUUUUACAAAAAAAAAA
Molecule: messenger RNA, 1085 nt
Organism: Saccostrea echinata
Lineage: Eukaryota; Metazoa; Mollusca; Bivalvia; Ostreida; Ostreidae
Product: plasmanylethanolamine desaturase 1-like
Exons: 5
Coding region: 38-877 (279 amino acids)
Molecular function (GO): oxidoreductase activity
Source: RefSeq, a predicted model, not a curated record